ACUCGAAUGCUUCGUCCUUUUUCGAUAAACAUUUGUCCGUCUUCGACACGGGCAUUGGGAUUCUGUGAGGACACCGCAGACACGACGUACAUGGGGUCGCGGAUGCUAUCUUGAGGCCAUCCUCCUAUUGAGGCUUCAAGAUGCAAUCAUUCGAGAACAAGCCGGCCGCGAAGCGCCCUGGCGUUAAUCUGAACGUCGAUACAACAAGGGACAUUGGGAAGGGCAAGGAGAUUUCACCGCCGCAGACUCCCAAGAUGGAAAACUAUCGACCGAGUAGAGGCAAUAUUGUCUCUGCCAACCGGGCGCUUAAAGUCCGCACUGGGCUGAGGGGGGAUCGAGAAACAUUUCUGGAUGAUAUCACGCCCGUCGACCCUUCUUCGAACAAAGAGAAUGAUCCUGACAGAGGUCGCAUAAAUCGAGAUUCCCACGAUCUUUCUUUGUCUCCUCGCCAAGUGACGCGCGACUCCUUGGUGGACCACAUGCUGCUCUCCCUCGACCAAUUCUCUUUUGGACAGGACGACGGAUUUGGCAGACAGCCUACGGUGGAUGAGGAGCAAUUAUACAAUACUUUCGAAGAGGAUACGUAUCAGCCUACGUCGAACUUCGCACCAAGGAAUCCGCGGGGUGUUGGGCACACUUAUUCGUACAGCUCCGACUACGACAACGCAGACGACUCGAGUAGAUAUUCUGGAGGUCAAUUGUCCCGCGGACGAAGGAGCAAUAGCAGCUCGAACUUUCAGACGAGUCUGUCGAGAAUAAAUAGCAAGCGCGGGGACAUUAAUUCGAGCUUCUCAACUGCGAGGAACGGCCCACAAGUCCCACCUCGAGGCAUACAUUCACGGAGCGGGAAGGGCAGCAAAGGAAGCAGUGCCAAUAGUUUUGAUCUGGGCUACGCACAAGUUACAAGCAAUACACGUUGGGCACAUGGACUGGCUGGCAGAUCUUCGAGUUUCGACUAUGGGAGUGACAGACAUGCGAUGAAUGCUCCACCACCACUUUCUAUGGCUCGACAAACAGAUACCACUGCCUCUACAUUCAGUCCUUAUGACUACGAUGCCGCGCCGACACCUACCGUUCCUGUUGGACCACGAAGACCGCCGCCUACGUCGCCAAUAGUUCUCCCCCCUGAAUCUCCGAGGAUCGACACGGGAAUGCAAAAGCUAGAGCGGAAAAGGAGUACCAGAUCAUCGAAGAGUGGUUAUAAAGGCAAGCUCUCUUCUAAUAUGUCUUCAGGUGGUAGACUAGAUUAUGGUCUUCAAGAUCCUGCGCAGCCGCUACCACCUAUGCCAGCUUUUAUCAAGGAAUCCGCUCCCGCGCCGCUGGUUGGAUAUGGAAAAACGAAGGAAGCACCCGCAGGUCAACCAUCCAAAGAAAAACCAGGCUUUUUCAGAAGAGUUUUUGGCUCGAGGAAUACCCCUGCGAGUGUGCAAGAACCUCCUCCAUCGCACGGUUCCACGACAUCUGCUGAAACGACAGAUCGUCCAAGCAGUCGCCCACAACACAUUGGCACCCAAAUCAAGUCUCAUACGCACACGCAACCACAACCUCCACCGCCACCAAAAGAACAUUCUCAUGUGCUAACGAAAAAGCCAUCGUCCUUCUUUCGGCGUAGGAAGAAGUCAGUGUCCGAGGCUGAGGCUCCGAUGCCUCCCCCUAUUGUUCCACCGCUAGCGUUACAGCCCGACAAGGAAGUUGCAGCGGCUAAACCUUUGCCCAGUCCAGUAAGCAGUCUUCGAAAGGUGAUGAAUCCGUACCUGAGGACACCUGCCAGAAGCCCUGUCGAUCCAUUUCCCCAGGCUUCAAUCGAUCAACAGAUGAACCAUAGCCCAGAACCGGUAGAACGAUCUGUCAAAGGAUUCUCGCCUGAUUAUGAACCGGACAAAAGUGCAACCAUUAGGGCUGUGAGGCCGAAUACCCGGGAGUCUGUUGAUAAUUUAACCUCGUCUCAUGCUUCGGCGCAGAAGCCAUUACUCUCGAGUCCAAAUGCGCCUUCUCGAGAUGAAUCUCGUUCUGAUCGCGAUGUUACUUUCCUCCAAGAUGCAAGCGACAAUGAUCGUGAUGCGACUUCGAUUUCGGGAACCGAUAAGGAUUUGCUGGAGCCCAAUCAUCUUCCAAGCCGCCAACAUAAUUCUCCGUCAGUAGUGAGAGAUAUGGCACUGGUUGCCGAGUACGAAAGAACACAUUCCAGGAGAUCUCCGACACCGUCAAAAACGGACCAAGCAAAAUCUUCACCGAUCGGCAAUCCCCCUCGCAGUCCAAACGAGCCUGGAUCAGGUAUCAAACAAACGAUUGUUACUACCAGGGACGAGGAAUGGGUUAUGCUUACACCUACCAAGUCUCCCAACGGAAUUGAUGACAAAGAGCAGCGGGUGUGGUUGGAGCCCUCUUCGUCAGAAGAAGAUCUCUCUAGUCCUCCUGCACUUCUCAAAGCUGGUGAUACCCCGGGGCGGUUCUCCGGUUCGACGGACACGGCCUACAAGUCUGCUACAAGCCUUCCUCUUGUGCAAGUUGAUGGCGAGGAGGUCCCCGAGACCCCAGAGCACCAUCUUAUGUCGGCUUCUGAAGCAAUCAAGAGCUUGGAUGAUGUUCGUCCAUCUCCAGAUGCAAUCGUUCCAACUGAAGGAGAUCGUGAAAGAGCGAAGAAGAUUUAUGAUGGCAAUGAGGACUUCAUCCAGAAGGAGAAGGCUGCUGCAUGGCUUGGAGAAGAGGGGCCUCUUCGAUCGAGGACGCUACUUGCUUACAUGGAACUUUACGAUUUCGCGAACCUUAACAUUCUAGCUGCGCUUCGAAUCAUGUGUGGAAGACUGGUCUUAAAGGCGGAAAGUCAGCAAGUUGACCGUAUUCUGGUUGCAUUUUCCAAGCGCUGGUGUGAAUGCAAUCCUGACCACGGGUUCAAGGGCAAUGAUGUUGUGCACACUAUUUGCUACUCGUUGCUCCUUCUCAAUACUGAUUUGCAUCUUGCGGAUAUCGAGCAGAAGAUGACUCGAAGUCAAUUCGUCAAGAAUACUAUGCCAACGAUCCGCAAGAGUGUUGCUGAUUCAGCUCCCGAUGCAUUCGAGCCUGCAAGAGCUUCUAUUCUACCCGGAAAGAGCUCUACCUUUGACACUAACAAAUCGGUCCCCGAGACGGGCUUGAAGCCAGAACGUGCAUCAAUUGAGGUCGAAAGACCUUCGUGGAGAUCAUCCUUCAGACCACUUCCUCGAACAGACUCCGAUGGAAAUGCACCAACUCCAUUGGAUUACGACACGCCUCAAGAUGAUUGUGGACCACUGGUGAAGGCGCCUUUCCAUGGCACUUUGAGAACCUGGGAAGUUCAAGUCGAGAUUGUACUGAAAGACUUCUACAAUUCUAUCCGCAGUGAACGUCUCCCGCUCUUUGGCGCACCAUCCGAGAAGUUGGCACUUCAGCCACCAUCGACAAAUAGUUUAUCGGUGUUUACAAAUGGGAUGUUGCGCCGUACUCCGAGUGUGUUGAGCAAAGCACCUUCCGAGUCUCAAAGCUAUGUCAGAGGAAGAACGGCAGAAACGGUUCGAGUCGGAAAUGGCAAGUGGGCUAAUAAGAAUCGUUCGAGACCUCGUCUAUACCCUGGUUCUGGGCUGGGAUCGAGCCGAACGAGCUUGGAUGAUCAAUCGUCAAUGUGGAGUCCAUCUGUUUCUUCUAGCACUUGGAGCAAAUACUCGCUUGGAAAGACGCAGACAUCCAUGUCUGUGGACUCGUUUGGAUCUUCGUGGCCAAAUGCCGAUUAUCAGCAGUCGAUUGGUUUUGCGAAUGCGUUGAGUCAAGCCAUCAUCCGUGAAGAGACGAUAGGAAGUGCUGGAAGUGGAGGUAGUGAUCGUGAUGAGCCUCGUGUGACGCCUUUACUGGAAGAUGAAUCCUUGGAGUUGCAUGGAGCACCUUGGGCGAAAGAGGGUAUUGUCAAGCAUAAGCACCAUCUCGAAUCCGUGGACAAGAAAGCUAAGGAUCGAAAUUGGAGUGAGGUGUUUGCUGUUAUUGAGAAGGGCUAUAUGAGCUUGUUCUCUUUCUCUUCGAAAAGCAUGCGAAACAAGUCGAAGGGAAAGGCGAUUGCUCAAGGAGUUGUCGGCGGUGGCAAUUGGCAAGAGAAUGCUGAGAGUCUGGGAUCAUUUCUACUUCGACAGACAAUCGCCAGUGCAUUGCCAUCACCAGGCUACUCGAAAGCACGUCCUCAUGUGUGGGCACUUUCACUUCCGACUGGUGCGGUCCAUCUAUUUCAAGUUGGCACACCAGACAUUGUCAAGGAAUUUGUCUCCACAGCCAACUAUUGGAGUGCACGACUUUCCAACCACCCUCUAGUUGGAGGAAUCUCCAAUAUCGAAUACGGGUGGUCCGAUUCCAUCGUCAAUAACGCACUUGUAAACGCUAUCAACGAUUCCACCCGCCCCUCCACCUCCGGCGCCCGUCCCUCCAUCCAGUCCUCCCUCCGCUCUUCUCUCGACCAAGGCUACGCUUCCUCCGGUCCUCGCGCCCGCCUACCAGGAGACAAAAUCACCAUCUCAGACUGGAGUCCUCCCACUCAAUCCAUGCGCGCAAGCAACCUGAUGGAACAAGAUCAACUGAAGACCCUCACCGACUACGUCUCCGGUAUCGAAGAAGAGCUGCAAAAACACAACCAACUAAGAAGCCCAAUGUUAUUAGCCUUCACGCCCCGACAUCCGAACUCGAAUAAGGCGAUGGCGAACUGGGAGAAGAAGAGCAGUUACCUACUGAGGGAGAUCGUCAAGUUUAGGACGUACAUUGAUUGUUUGCAUGCGGCGGAGGUUGGAAAGGGGAAGAUUUAUGCGGAGAGAGAGGAUAGGGAACGGGAGAAGGCUGCGGCGAGGAGGGGGAAAGAGGUCGAGGUGAAAGAUGAGGAUGAUGAUGAGGGGGAUACGACUUUGAGGCCUGAGUGAGGAGGCGCUGGAGCCUUUUUCGAUUCGACACCUUCUUUCCAGAAUACGUAUUCCCCAACACGCCUUUGGAUUCAGUUCUCUUUCGAUUCAUAGUUCCGGAGUUGAGCCUGUUGUACAUAACCCAGGUACAGUACAUUCGGCAGGCAGGCGUUUGUUCGAUUUCUUGGCUAUCAUCAUUUGUCUGUUUGUUUGGAUUGGCUCGUUCGCGAUAUGGAAAUGUAUACCCCUCUGUUUUUGCUUUUCUCGUAUUCUUUUUCUUUGCUAUGUAAUAUUUCUUGGGGGGUUAGAAGGAGGCCGGGGUUAUGAAGUAUGAUUGUAUGACUGUAUUAUGGAGGUUAGAGUCGUGAUGGAAUGGAUAAAUAGAAGAAAGAGAGAGAGAGAGACAGAAUAAAUAAAAGAUAUUUUU
This is a messenger RNA of Mollisia scopiformis, 5313 nucleotides long. RefSeq lists its product as uncharacterized. Gene Ontology annotation, molecular function: guanyl-nucleotide exchange factor activity. Gene Ontology annotation, biological process: regulation of ARF protein signal transduction. Bases 141 to 4907 code for a protein of 1588 amino acids. The record is from RefSeq and is a predicted model, not a curated record. NCBI's taxonomy places the organism in Eukaryota, Fungi, Ascomycota, Leotiomycetes, Helotiales, Mollisiaceae. The transcript is spliced from 2 exons.